CGUGUGUGUGUGUGGGGGGGGGGGUGUUUGCCCACACAGCUCAGCGAUUCCCCAAAUCAAGUACAUGUCACUGAGCCCUGUAGCUUCUGACCUGCUCAGCAAGCCUGCCUGUGUGUAGGCUGGCUUCAUGGACUGACUGAUCUGCCAGGAUUAGCCCCACCUGGCACAAACAGGGUGGGGCUCAUUGGACUGUGCUGUUGGCGGGGAGCUGAGGGCUGAGGUGGCCUGCAUUGGAGAGAAGGCAGACACCACACCUUCAUUCUCAGCCCUCCCCCUUGGACCCACCUGGCCUUGCAGCCUACCUGCUGCUAAGAGCUCACAUCCUGGAAGGAGAGAGAAGCUCCUUCUGUGUGGGAGGAGAAGUAGGAGAAUGGGGGGUGCUCUCCAAGGAGCUGUGUGGGGACUCCAGCAUCCUUCGCCUAAUGAAACCUUCCACCUUUCUGAGCCGUAUUGCAAAUUUGGUGCCCCCAAAGGGGAGCUGGAAACAUGCGCUGCAGACCCAGCAGACAAUGGAAACAUCCAAAUGGACACUUGCAAGUCCUCACCCUGUUGCUAGGCUCCACCCUCUCCUCUCUUUUCUUUGUUCUUUCCCUCAGGCUUUUCUGUUUCACCUCACUUUUCUUUUUCUUGACCACCACCACCCCCAGCCCCACACACCUAUCUCAUUUUCCUUUUCUACACCCCGUUUUACCUCCGCUUUCCCUGAUUUCACGUCUCCCGGCUGGCUCUCUCUGUCUGAUUCUCGCAGGUUUUACUUCCUCUCUUCUGUCUUUCUGCCAUCCUUGCACCUCGGAUUUCUUCUCCCUCAGCCCCACACAUAAAAGCUGGCAUCUGAGCACUCUUCCUCCCAAUGUCUACCUGAGUGGAGGCACAACUAGAAAUAGAUCCUGCCUCUUGGCUGAAAGGGCCAGCUGCCAUAUGUGGACACAGAAGUCAGGGGUCUCGAUGACAGAUAAGCAAGAGAUCACAGAGGAGCCAGGCACGGCCAAAGACUUGCUUGCUGACUGAUUCCACCUGUAGCUGGAGACAUGCAGAGGCACUCGGCCCUCGCUGACUGCAAAUCUCCUUAUAAAACCGUCCUCCAGAAUACUCAUUUCCCAGGUCUUUGCUGCCUCUCACCCUCUGUUAAUCCCAGUUGUCUCCUUUCACCCUCCACCUCUCACCCUGAAUGAAUUACAGAAGCAUUAUUGACUCUCUACCGAGCCCAGAUAAUUAACUCACAGAAGCCAAGUGCACAGGAGACUCUGCUGAGCAGCGUUUAGUGAUUCCCUCCUGACUGCCAUUCUCUUGGACUCCUGCUGUCACACUGCAGGGUCCUUCCAGAAACUCAGCGGUACCAGAUGUCCUGCGACCCGCCUACAAAUGUCUUCCUGCUGCUCCCUCUUCCUCUGUUCCCCGAUUUAAGGUCACCAGGUAGACGUGGCUCCUGUGUCUGCCCUCCAUGGCCCAGUGCUGCCCUUUUCCUGGUUCUGUGGAUGGUCUAACUCAUUUUGGGACAGGGAGCAGAACAGAACGACGUGGAGGAGGCAGAUAGAAAUGACAGGCAGACACUGGGAAAGAAGGGCAGGUGGGAAGCUGAGAGGUGACAAGGGAUCUCCAGCCGGCCUGAGCUACAGAUAUGAGGAGCUAUGUCUGGUUUAUCUUUCCAUUUUAUCUUCAUGUGUUUUCACAUCCGGAGGGUGCUGAGCAGCUGCCAUCGAAGGCAGAGCCCUGCAGAGUCCUGCUUCAAGUAACACUGGGAUUUCUCUCCGCCAAUUAAAAUCCUGCUCUCUUCCUAAAGCUGAGACCAAUGCCCUGGGCUUGUCUGAUUCGGGGGGUGUGUUCCACACAGUAAGCGUCACCCCCAUAUUUGCCCACUCUGACGGCACCAGUGUGCUUUUCCAUGGGCACGGGCCUGAGCAUGGCUGUUCCCCUAGACACAACUGCCCGGGUUUGAUCAGGAAGCUCUGGACUGGGCCACCUGGUCACCGGAGCCACCUGGAUCAGUGCACAUGAGCAUGAGGUGCCCCUAUCCUCCCAGUGCAUGAGCCCUUGGGUGGAUAGACAACAUUUUCAUGCAGUGCAUUGUGUAUGUGUCUAUGUUCUUGUGUGCCAAGGGCUCAUCAGGAAACUUCAGUUCAACUUCCCCCCCAGAUCUGCAGAACUGCCCCCCAAUAGUCCAUUCCUGGUUUUUCAGGAAGCCCUUGCCCUGCUCCUGUGGCUUUGACCUGGUUCUCUGUUUUCCCUUAGUCUGCUCUGUUUUCUCUUAGUCAGUUCCCUACAGCUGCCCUGAGUCCCUCCCAGGCCUGAUUACAUCCACUCUCCUCCUAACUGUCUCUGUGUUGCCUGAGCUGGUUGGACUCUGGCCCUUGGGAAGGACACCCCAUCUCCCCUUCUCAGCACUGCUGACAGCCCUCUUUAUAAUCUCUCUCCUGACACCUGGGGUAGUGCUUGCUGUAGCUGUUCUGCUGCCUGAGGCCCUAUCGUUGCACUGGAAGUCCUUCUAAUAGGUAAAGGCUUUGCAAUCCCCAGCUCUAGGCACAGUUAGAAAUGCCCUGGCCAGAUUCAGGACAGUGAGAGUCAGUGCAGGGUUGCUGACCAUCGUGAGAACACCUCAGGCCCGUUAGAGUAGCCUGGGUCUGAUAGGAAGCCACCCUGCACCCCCCUGCCCACUCCACAGCCACCUUCUUCAUCUGUCUCUCUUCUGCAUUUUACUUUUACCUAUUUAGCCAUGAUGGCAAACCACCUUGGCCUCAAGAGUGGAUCUCAUGAGGGGAAAUGGCUGGACCCCAGGGACACAUGGGAAGGCCGAGGCAUGAGAGCUUCUGGUCUCUAGCCAGGGACAUGCAGGUCAAGACGAGGUUUGAAGGCCGUGCCAUCUACAACUGCCCUGAGCCCCUCCCAGGCCUGAUUACAUCUAAUCUCACUGGACCAUCCUAGUUUUACUCGUCAAGGCCCCCAGCUUGGGAGGCACAGCCUUAAUAGACAUGAGAUGGAGGGAUAAGCAGGAACAGGGCUUCAGCUUCAGUGGGGGGCCAAGGGCAGAGUUGGAGGCUGGAGGGGUGCAGUCUGUCCCUGAAGGUGGCCCCUGCUAGGCUCAGUGGGCUUGCAUCUCAGAUGAAGCAAACAGCCGCAGCGGUCUUCCCAGUGCCUCAGGUGGGCGGGUGUACUGUCCCCAUCUGCCUCACCUCUCUCCUGGAGGCCAGUCAGCUCCAUGGCAACCUGGAAAGAGCAUGCCUGAAAUCAGAGCUUUUCUGAACCCAGACCCUGGCAGCUGCCUGAGACUUAGCACCCCAGUUGUCUGAUGCCCCUGGUUAGGGAUGCUGGCUUUUUGGUGGGGAGGAAGGGACAGUGCCCAUCCUGUGGAAUGACCAAGCAGGUCUGGCAGGCGUAAGAUGGCGAGCAAGAGAACAAAGCUUUGUAGAAAUGACAUUCACAUAUUUGGGGGAUAGUGAAGUGCUGAAAGGGGAACUGCAGUGACAACCUUGUUGACCUGCUGUUAUUUUCCAGGGACAGACUGCCCCCUCUACCUUUGUUCAUCUCCCCUCUGUUAUUUACCCAUUAGACUGAAGAUUUUUCCUGACCCCUGCCCCCCCACAGCCACCCCUAACUUUCUGCAGUGUGGUCGUUUCGCCAGAGGAAACCCACUCCCACCCACUCCUCUCUACCUUUCUGUAUUAUACCCACACCUACACCAUCUUUCUUUUCUUUGCUCAGUCACUUCCCCCUGUCUCCACUGUCCCUUUGUCCCGCGCCUGGCUCCUCCCUACCCGGAUUUGGUUGGAGGGCCUUUGAUUUCUUUCUAGGGGAGGCCAAUACUCCACCAAAAUCCAUCUGUUUUUCUCCUGGGCUAUUCCUCACUUUCCCUCCCCCAUUCCUGUACCCAAGGAGGGGAGUACCACUUGGUCCCAGCUCCCAGUGUUUGCCAUAGAGUUAAUGUUUAGCCCAGGGCCAAUUCCCUCUCCUCAGGCUUGGAGUUACUACGGCCUUGCCCUGCCCAGCUAUGUGAGGGGGUGUAGGAGACAAAGGCUGACACACUGAGACUCAUUUCCCAGGGGCUAGACUCUCUGCCUGUAUCCUCCACCUGCCUCACCCCAUUGUAACCCAAAGAGUCAUCUUCGCAUUUGACCCACAGCAAUACUCAGAUGCUUCUGGGGAAUUACUGUAAGGAAUCAACCCUGUGGGCCUAGAUCUUGGGGUCUGGUGUGGCCCAGGACAGACAUUUUCCAUUGAAUUGCUGACGUCUCCUGUGACACAGCUGAGGACAGGGCUGACACAGGGCAAAGAGAAGCUCAGAUGUACAGUUUGGAGAGUGUUGGCAGGCACUGGGCACUGAGAAGUCAUGUAUAUACAAUUGGGGAUCUAUGUGGGCGUGGACUCAUAAGAUACUGUGUAAAUAGGAACAGUUUUAGAGGCGUAUUAGAAAUACAUUCAUUUGAUAAAUAGUUUUUUCCGCAUCUGAUAUUUGAAACAUGUCGUACUGAGUGCUGUAGAAGAUAUAAAUGUGUUUGAGGUGUAGAUCCUUCCUGAUAAGUUAGUUAUGUGAUGGAGUAAUUACCUUGCAUAGUGUACAUGCGUGGAGGCAGUGGCUGUAUACAGGGUGUGUACAUGAGAGUGGGGUACAGAAGUCUGGGGAAGGAUUCAGACUUUUCCUCUACUUUCUCCAACACUGUUUAACCAGGAGACCCCAGGUUCCUCUGAAUCAGAAUCUUUGGGUUUGGGAGUCAAGAACCUACAUUUUCAGUGCGUUCAUUAGGACCUUUGUAAGCACACCAAAGCCUUAGUGCUGCUGCAUCAAAUUGCUGAGACUCCUAGGACAAAGGCACCAUUCGUCAUGUGCAGGCUUCAGGCCCUCCUCACAAGGUGGACUUAGCUAGGAAGGGUGAGGGUGGGGCCCCAUUUGUUUCAAAAACCUGACGUUUCCUGGGAAUGCAAGUCUUCCCAACCCCAGUGUUAAUCUGAUCCUGGUCCCCAGCUUCUCUGUCUGGAACCCCUCUUGCCCCCAUUGGCCUGACUCCCAUUCCUCUCCCGGAGAUCUCAGCUUCUCUGCAUUGGGCUGUCUCCUUUUGACCUGGGGCCAAGUUCUCUGCUUUUAGCAUUGCUACUUGGCCCUCAAGGUCUGAGCAGCUGCCUGGGAAUCCUCUUGGCUUUGUUUCCCUCCUGCUAGAGCUGGAGGCAGGGCAGGGCCCCUGGAAAGGAAGGAGAUGCCUUAGACAGGCCCCAGAGCUGUUGACCUCAACUUCUCCAGGCAAUCUGCUCAACUUCUCCCAUCAGCACGUCUGCUAUCAGAUGAGUAAAACUUCCAAAUCUCCUGUUGCUGCUGCCAUAGGGAAGUGGGUGGAUGGAUGCGUCAGCGAGGGGAGAGUGUGUCUGCAAGAAGUCCCUGGUUGUUUGAGUCUCAAAUUUCACAUUUCAUCAUAAGAGCAGUGCCCCUGGCACCUUCUUGUCUCCCCUCACCCCCACUUGGCGCCUUGGCCAGCUACUUUCCAUUGCAGGAAACAUCUGUUGGGAGGCCAGGCAGGCCAGGGGUUACUGGAGGACAUUGGCCAGUACCAUCACCAGAUCCUGUAACUUGAAGCAUGUGUAGGGCUCUGGUCCUGCCCGCACACCCGCCCUGCCUCUCUCCCUCCCUCCCGCCACUGGAGACUCUAACAAAGAAGUUGUUUGCUGGUCAGCCAAGAGGAGCAUGUCUGGGAGGAAAGGGGUGUGUGUAGGGGUGGGGAUGAGAGCAGGCCCUAUUGCCACAGCCAUUGGUGGCCGCUCUGCCUGGGUAAGGGCAGUGAGUCAUAGCAACCAGUGUCCGCCAAGAGUAGCGAUUACACAUUGAACGGACUGCCUUAUGGGACAGGCCAGACAGAGCUGGAGAGCUGGGCGUUAGUUCUCUCCUUGGGGUUUCAGAACAACUAUGAGCCACCCUGCUGUGUGUGAGUAAGGUGAGGUAGACCUCUGGACCUGGCUGCGGGGCCACCCUCUUCCUGCACAGUUUGUCUGUCCACCAGUGGCCUGACGUUCAGAGUCCUUAGCUAGCUCUGUGCACCUGCUGUCUCGUCUGCCUCCUCUGGCCUCAGCUGGCAUCUUGGAGUGGCUGUCCACACUGACCAGGAGGAGGGGCUUCACCACAUCCACUCUGAGUCACCCUUAGCGUGAAGACCAGCCUACACUGGGAGCUGAGCAGGGUGAAGCAGAACCCGGCCAUGGGAGACUGGCCGGCCGGCCUGUCCCAAGAACCAUACUGACCACACCCUCCCAUUUGUGGAGUUUCGUGCUGGGAACGGAGCUCUAGGAGAGAAAAGGAGGCCAGCUGGGGUUACGUAGACCCAUCUGUCAAGAAGCCAGAGGUCCCCCAUCUGCGUUCAGCCCAGGCAAGCCUGCCCGUUUUCAUCCUGUGGGGAGAGUAGGGAAUCAGAACUCAAGCAGUUGGGCUCCGUGGAGAGGUGGAACCUUGGAGAGCAAUGGAAUCGUUGACAGAAUCUGGGGUCCUGUGGAGCCUGCUGCUGGAGCAGGACAGCCAGCCUUUGCAGUGGUACCUGAAGAAAGUUACGGAGGUACCUGCUGGUGCGGAACUCUGUUGCUGGCAUGAAUAUGAAGAAAUCCCAGCCGUGUUAAGCCCCACUUACAAGCAGAGAAAUGAAGACUUCAGAAAGCUAUUUAAGCAACUUCCAGACACGGAGCGCCUCAUUGUUGAUUACUCAUGUGCACUCCAAAGAGACAUUCUUCUUCAGGGCCGACUCUACCUCUCUGAAAAUUGGAUCUGCUUCUACAGCAACAUCUUCCGCUGGGAAACUCUGCUGACCGUUCGUUUGAAAGACAUCUGCUCCAUGACUAAAGAAAAAACAGCUCGCCUCAUUCCCAAUGCCAUCCAAGUUUGCACUGACUCGGAAAAGCACUUUUUUACUUCCUUUGGGGCCCGGGAUAGAACGUAUAUGAUGAUGUUCCGGCUGUGGCAGAAUGCUCUCCUUGAAAAGCCCCUGUGCCCCAAGGAGCUCUGGCACUUCGUUCACCAGUGCUACGGGAAUGAGUUGGGCCUGACCAGUGAUGAUGAGGACUACGUGCCCCCCGAUGAUGACUUCAACACGAUGGGGUACUGUGAGGAGAUCCCUGUAGAAGAGAAUGAAGUCAAUGACAGCUCAUCCAAAAGCAGCAUAGAGACCAAACCAGAUGCUAGUCCACAGCUGCCCAAGAAAUCCAUCACCAACAGCACACUGACAUCCACAGGGAGCAGCGAAGCCCCCGUCUCGUUUGAUGGCCUGCCUCUGGAGGAGGAGGUACUGGAGGGCGAUGUGUCCCUGGAGAAGGAGCUCACCAUUGACACCAUCAUUGGGGAGAAGAUUGACAUCAUUGCACCUGUGAACUCCCCUUCACUGGACUUCAAUGACAAUGAGGACAUCCCCACCGAGCUCAGUGACUCUUCCGACACCCACGAUGAAGGGGAAGUCCAGGCCUUCUACGAGGACCUGAGUGGCCGGCAGUAUGUGAAUGAAGUAUUCAACUUCAGCGUGGACAAGCUCUAUGACCUCCUGUUCACUGACUCGCCCUUCCAGCGGGACUUCAUGGAGCAGCGACGCUUCUCAGAUAUCAUCUUCCAUCCAUGGAAAAAGGAAGACAAUGGAAACCAGAGCCGAGUGAUCCUUUACACCAUCACCCUUACCAACCCUCUGGCUCCUAAAACUGCCACUGUCAGGGAGACACAGACCAUGUACAAGGCGAGCCAGGAGAGUGAGUGUUAUGUGAUAGAUGCCGAAGUCCUCACCCACGACGUGCCGUACCAUGACUACUUCUACACCAUCAACCGCUACACACUCACGCGAGUGGCCCGGAACAAGAGCCGGCUCAGGGUCUCCACAGAACUGCGCUAUCGAAAACAGCCCUGGGGGUUAGUGAAAACUUUUAUCGAGAAGAACUUUUGGAGUGGGCUGGAGGACUACUUCCGCCAUUUAGAGAGUGAGCUGACCAAAACAGAGAGCACCUACCUGGCUGAGAUGCACAGACAGUCUCCCAAAGAGAAGGCCAGCAAGCCCCCAACUGUACGGAGAAGGAAGCGUCCCCAUGCCCACCUGCGGGUGCCUCACCUGGAAGAGGUGAUGAGCCCUGUCACCACACCCACGGAUGAAGAUGUGGGCCGCAGGAUCAAGCAUGUGGCAGGUUCCACGCAGACACGACAUAUCCCUGAGGACACCACCAAUGGUUUCCACCUGCAGAGCGUGUCCAAGCUACUGCUGGUUAUCAGCUGUGUGAUCUGUUUCAGUCUGGUGCUUCUGGUCCUCCUUAAUGUGAUGCUGUUCUACAAACUCUGGAUGCUGGAAUACACCACGCAGACCCUCACUGCCUGGCAGGGUCUAAGGCUCCAAGAAAGGGGUCUGGGAGCACAGAACAGCCCACUGAGCAUAACUCCAGCUGCUGGGGUACCCCCUCUUCCACCCCACAGGUUACCCCAGUCUCAGACAGAAUGGGCCCAGCUCUUAGAAUCCCAACAAAAGUACCACGAUACGGAGCUCCAAAAAUGGAGGGAGAUCAUCAAAUCCUCAGUGAUGCUUCUUGACCAGAUGAAGGACUCACUCAUCAAUCUUCAGAAUGGCAUCAGGUCCCGUGACUACACAUCAGAAAAUGAAGAGAAGAGGAACCGCUAUCAUUGACAAGGCAGGAACAGGGGUCGCUGCAAGAGGCCUGUGCAAUACAUGUACAUAGACCAUAUAUGUGUGUGUGUGUGUGUGUGUGUAUACACACACACACAUACACACACACACACACACAUAUAUAUAUAUAUUAUAAAUAUAUGUAUAUAUAUAUUAUAUACAGAUUUUAAAUAGAGAUAAUGCCUAUGUACCAGGGAGAAGGAGCAGAACUGCCUCCUGUGCUGGCCGGUGGAGGGGCCGAGGAGGGCAGGGACCAUCUCUCAGCACCGACCUCCCCUGAUCCUCCUCCUCCCCAUCCUCUAGUCCCCACCCUUUCCCUUGCUGGCCAUUCUUGGCUCUGAGAAGGGAAAUGUUGUUGAGCCAAAGUCAUGCCUGUGAAGACCCUGGGGUCUUGAAAAGAAGUCUCAAGGGGGCAUUGCUUAAGGUGCUUCAUUUCCUAAUCCACAUUUGAUUUGUUCCCAAAAUAAAACCUUUUCUUCCCUACCCCACGCUUCCCCAGGUGUUCUCUUGGGAACAAGGAAGCAUCAAGGGCAGGAGCCCAAUCUAAACUCUACUGUAUUAGGCCACCCCGUUUAUAUGGACCAUAGACCAAGAAAGAGGCUGGUGGAGAUGAUUGCUGGAAAGCUAGCAAGGCUGCACUUGUGGGUUUGGGCCUUGUAGCUGCAGGCUGCUAAGGACUUGUGUUUUGAAGGUAUUCUCCUCGCUCACCCCCUGCACCUUCAUCUAACCUAUGUCAGAUGGGAAUUUCUUACUUCCCCACCCCCUCUUCUCUCUGGUCUUCUCCCAGGCUGGAUCUGGGUGAAGUGUCAUUUUUUUAGUGCCUAAAGCUCCUUUUUCUCUGUGCCCUAAGAGCACAUCGUUUAUUAGCCAGGGGGGAGCAUUUUCGAUCUUGUUAAACCUCUUUUAGUGGUUAUAAGCAUGUCCAGUCUAUGGCUCUAAUUCCUUCACUUUGAGUUGUCAGUUUGGUUUCCAGGAUGAAUCAGGGUGUUGUAGGACCUCCAGCGUUUGAGAGCGCAAAUACCCUAACAAGGUGGGAUUGUAGGGUCUAACCACAGAAUGCUGUGUGUAUAGUGCGCACCAAUAUCCAAGCACUCAUUUGGCUUCCGGCCUCAUUUACUCUCAGUGAAGAACCAACUUUAGUCAAGGGAGAUAACUGUCUGAGACACUUGGCACGUGGAAGAAGACCCAAGCCCUUGGAGGGAAAGGAUUCGGCAAAGGUGCAUUGCAUCUGGGCACGAAAAAGCCAGGUGGAGUCUGGCCCAUGGGGGCCAUUCUAAAUCCUCAGUUUCUCAGACAUGGGAUGGGGAACUCUGGCAGAGGGAGCAAAGCCUUCUCUACUUGUUGACCCCAGACAGGUAUGAGAUCACUAAGGAAUAGAGAGAAGACUUUAGGAUAGGAGAGUGAGUCAUCCAGGGCCAAAAAGGGCUAUGGGUCCUUAGGACCCAUACAUUUAUCUUCCUUCGUGGGACCCUCCUGGGCACGCUUAUUACCUUUCAUACACUAGCUACUAUUGUAUUUCUCCAUCUAAUAACCAAGGGAAUCCUGCCAGCCCCAGGUAGAGCUUGAAGAGAUUCUUGAUCAGGAAAGGAUCAUACCAAUUUGGCAAGGACAGCUCCUCCAGAUCUCUUGUUCUUCUAGUGAGCCUCUUCAUGCAAGGGGCAGAAGGAAAGGAAGAUUGAAUCACUGAUCUAGCCCAAGAGAAGAGCAAUGUGUCUUCUUCUCUUGGAAUGGCCUGAGCAUCCCACUUUGGCAAUGAAAAGUUUUUGACUUUUUGGUUAAUCUGAGAUUAUAGUCUGAGAAUAUAACCUUAUUAUUUGCCCUACGGGCAGGAUGAGAAGACAAAAAGAUACAUGACCAGGUCCCCCCCCCCCCAGGGGAGUAGCAUGAGAAGGCUUCAUGGGAUCAGCUAGAAUUUAUAUUCCUCCCCUAGGAAAGGAGUUGAAUAUAAUCUUUGUGGAAGGUGUGUAUGCUCACAGGCCAGUGAGUCACUACUCACUCUUGUCCAGGACUUUGAAUGGGAGAGCCUAGUGAGGUUCAAGGCUCGUAGGCUCUGAGCCAAAGGAGGAACAGUGCAGACUGCUAGAAAUUUCCCUAUUGGAGAAGCCAGAAGUCAAAAUUAUUCCCAGAAGGUUUUGAAAGCAAAAAUGGUAAAUCCUCUAAUUUAUUCCAUUCAUAUUUAUUUUAAUUAUGCAGUUAUUAACGGUCCCAUGUUGGGAUCUUUGGGAUGACUUAAAAAGGGUGCUUUGCUGGGAGUAAAGUGAUAUAAGUAGACCUGGCUAAAUAGUUGUUCUGCUUCUGUUUUACCUCUCAGGCCCAUUCCAGGGAGGAAUAGGCAACAGGGAAGGAAGUACUUAUUUUGUCCAAAGAACCCUCAUGAUUUCUGGGGAUUUGAACCCAGGAGACAAUACGUUCCAUUGCCUCAUUGCUAGGGAUCGUGGAACUCUUAUGGGUGUUCUCUGUUCUAAUUUUUUUUUUUUUUCAAAUCAGGAGAAAACCAACUUUAUUCACUCCAAAACAAAGCUUUUCACCCUUAUUCAGUAACCUGUCAAAAGGAAGGGCACUCACACUUGCAGAUAAGUUUGGGAAUGAAACACAUAAAUACCAUUGUAACUCAUGGCCAGUAGCCUGGCUUGUAGCUGUCUGCAAGGGAACAUCAAAACCAUCACCUCUUACGUUAUUUCUUCCAGCCAGUGCUUUUUUUGUGUUUGUUCAUUUAAGAACUUGAGUCACAUAGGAGUCUUUCUGUGAGAAUUCAUCUGGUAAAACAUUUGAGAGCUUGUACUCAAUUUCAAAGAUUUUGCAAAGUUUCUAACCAGGUGAAGAACAGCUAUAGGGUCUACACUUCCACACCACCUUCUAUGGAGGAGUUAACAAUAUUGGCCUUGGAGAAGCCAGUCCUAUCUGCACCUUUCCUCUUUCCCCCAUCCACCUCCCUAGGACAAGGGGAAAACGUCCUCGGCCAGCAAGAUUAGCAACUUGAAGCUCUCUGUGAGAGCACUGGGCUGAGAAUGAGGAGGCCUGGCCUGAGUCCGAGCACUGCUCUUGGACAUGUCACUCCCCGUCUCUUAGCCUGUCACUAGGGUAGGCUCUAGCUUUGGCAUAGUCUUGGAGGCUGUAUCAGAGACUGACAAGGCUGGGCUUUCUUAGACUUGGAAGUUUCCCUUCUGGGCUAGACCUCCCCUGGUAGUAUCUGAUUUCCCAGAAAAUUCAGGGUAGUUAAACUUUCUUUUUUUUAUUGGCUAGGAGGUUAGGGAGACCCAGUGAAAGGGAGAGGAGGGGGAGAGAGGGAAGUAGAUAUGUGGUGGGGGGAGGGAGAGAGAUUAGGCUUGCAGAAUUGCUAAGAUGGUGUUUUUUUCCUUUGUUGGCCUAGUCUUAGUUUGGGAAGGGACCUUCCUUUGGACUUUCUCUAAACUAGGAGAAAGAGGUAAAUGGCAAGAAGGCACCAUCUUGGAUAGAGCCCAUUUUCCAUCCCUAGGCUAUGAAGCCUUUCAUCUGCCCAUCCUUCCUCCUCCUUGCUAGAAAAAAACAGUGGAGAGAAGUCAUUCCGGGUUCUAGCACUUCUCUUUUGGCUCAACUCAAACCUUGUUGAAGUUUGGAUUAAGUGUGAAGCUUUGGCUGAAAUCUUUGGGUUGCCUUAGAGCGCUGACAUUACAAACCUGGGAUUACAGGUAGUGGGGAGGACCAAGAAACCUCAAGAGGAAUGCUUUGAUAGAAGUGGAUUCUAUCUAUGUCCUGUCCCCAACCCAGGCGUGCACCAUGUCCAAUACAUUCACCGGCAACAUCUCUAGGGUGAAAUCCUGGAGAAAGGACUAGAGGAAGAAUCUUUCUGGACUGUUGUAGUCUCAGAAGGAUUCUUCCUGUGCCUUACUAUGCUGCAGGGCAGCCAAAGCCAACCCUUCUUCCCUGCCCCCAAACCCACCCCGAGAAAUAACACUCUUCACUCUUCCUCGAGGUGGCAGGGCUGUGGGUGUCUCUCCCCACACCCCCUGACUCUGCCUGCCCACUACAGUACAAAACUUGAGAACCUGUCUUCCCAACUCUCCCCUCCCGCAUCCCUUGUCUCUAGGCUGUGGGACAGUCGUCCCAUCUACCACUUGACAUCCUCUACCCCAAUUCCCCAACCUGCAGCAGACUAGUCCCACUCUCCUCCACCUCUAUGUUUUCUUCCAGAAGAUGCAUUUUGGGUCUGAGAGGAACGUUUUUCUGGAAGGCCAUCUUUGAACGCCCCUGCUUUCCUGAUGUGGAGCAGGAAUUUGCACACGGUGUAGAGAGCUCCCCUUCCCACCUCUCUGCCCAGCUUUGUUACCUCACUCUUGCUCUGGCCAACUCCCUGUUUUGGUGUUCUGUGUGACAGCUCAGGGGACUUGGGCAUUGUUUUCUGUUGUGACUUGAGGUCCUCAGCAGGCCUGGGAGCCCGGAUUGGAGCCUUGGUUGCUGGCGAGAAGCACCUUGCCUGCUAAGAGGAGCUGAUGGCGGAUGAUCUACCCGAUACGUGAAGGCAUAAAGAACGUUGUCAUCUCUGCCCCUUGGCCCUCCUUGCUUCUCUCAACACAAUGACACUGCAGAAACAAAAUGGUGGCCUCUGCUCCAGGCAAGACAGCUGGCUGUGUCUGGGGAGUUGGCCCUGGGCUUGGGUGCCACAAGCUGAGACUGCAUAGUAAAAGCAACCAUUUUUGCCAACAAUAGUUUGUGGCUCCCUACAUUUUCCUAUUCUGCACUCUAGGGCCAGACCACUCUCUGCAUGGACCAGAUCAUCUUCCCAAACCCAUGGUGCUUCCCCUCUCCCCCCACUCAACCUAGACUCCAAGGUGGGGAGGGAUGGGCCAGAGGCCAUAGUGGCCUCUGGAUAAUCCUGACAUGGGUGGAGUGGGGUGAGGCAGAGGGAGCAGCCCCCAACACCUGCACUGGGCCAUAUCUGGGAAAGAACACAGGUUGAUUGCAGUUGAGUUGUCUGGCCAUCUGUACUUGGAUCUAUAACUGUACUUUGCCUGGCGCUGUGCGCAAGGUCUGAAAACUUACUGCUAGUACCUAGAAAACAUACAAGGCUUCCCAGCCAAAUCUUAAUGUAAAGUAGCUAGAGCCAUGGAAGUACAGUAUGAAUUAAAAGAAAAAAGUAUUGAACUACAAAUAA
Molecule: messenger RNA, 13743 nt
Organism: Hipposideros armiger (great roundleaf bat)
Lineage: Eukaryota; Metazoa; Chordata; Mammalia; Chiroptera; Hipposideridae
Gene: GRAMD1B
Product: GRAM domain containing 1B
Exons: 18
Coding region: 6432-8612 (726 amino acids)
Biological process (GO): intracellular sterol transport
Cellular component (GO): endoplasmic reticulum membrane; plasma membrane; endoplasmic reticulum-plasma membrane contact site
Molecular function (GO): cholesterol binding; cholesterol transfer activity
Source: RefSeq, a predicted model, not a curated record